UACAAUUUUUGUUCAAUUCUUAAUUUUAAGCCAUGGCACCUAAAGUUUUUCUCUUUUCCCUCUUCUUCUUAUUCUUUGCCCUCUUUUUGUGUAACACAACUAAAAGCCAGUCCAUGCCCAAAUUUACAUCAAUUCUUGUUUUUGGUGAUUCAACAGUUGACACUGGAAAUAAUAAUUAUAUAUUCACUUUAUUCAAAGGAAAUCAUAUACCUUAUGGAAAGGAUUAUUUUAACCAUGUCCCAACAGGUAGAUUUUCAAAUGGAAAACUUGUACCAGAUAUAGUGGCUAUGUUAUUAAAACUAAAAAAAUAUGGUGUGCCACCAUAUUUAAAUUCAAGUUUAUCAGAAAAUGAUUUUAGAAGUGGGGUUUGUUUUGCAUCAGGUGGAUCAGGAUACGAUGAUUUAACAACUUCAAUUUCAGGGGUAAUUUCAAUGAGAAAACAGUUAGAAUAUUUUGAGGAGUAUUUGGAGAAAUUGAGAGGUUUUUUUGGACAGAAAGAAAAAGAAAGAAUUGUGAAAGGUGCUUUGGUUAUUGUUAGUUCAGGAAGUAAUGAUUUUAUUUUUAAUUUCUAUGAUGUUCCAACAAGAAGGAUUGAGUUUAGCAUGAAAGAGUAUCAAGAUUUUCUUCUAGACAAGCUGCAAUAUUUUGUCAAGGAACUUUAUGAACUUGGAUGUCGUCAGAUUAUAGUGACUGGGCUUCCUCCAAUUGGUUGUCUUCCCAUUCAAAUGACAUUAAAAUCUCCACUUCAUAGAACUUGCAUUGAUAAAGAGAAUUCAGAUUCUCAAUCGUAUAAUAAAAAACUUGAAGAAUUGUUGCCACAUAUACAAGCACAACUUCCAGGAAGCAAAAUAUUUUAUGCAGAUAUCUACACUUCUUUAUCAGAUCUGAUCACUAAUCCACAUGAAUAUGGAUUUGAAGAAACAAAAAGAGGUUGUUGUGGAACUGGAUUAUUAGAAGCAGGGCCCUUGUGUACAAAAAAAUCUCCAGUGUAUUCAGAUGCUUCACAAUAUGUUUUCUUUGAUAGCAUUCAUCCCACUGAAUCAACUUAUUACCACAUUACUGAGUAUUUAGUGAAGGAGCUUCUCCCAAAAUUCUCAACCAUUGACAGUUUUUAAUUUGCUACCCAAAAUAAAAUUUGUAAAACUUUUAGGUGUCAUUUGGUUGCUCAUUAGGAAGAGAGUUAUUUACGUAUUAAAAUUAGUAUAGCUAUUUGGUAGCUUUUUAGUUGCUUUGAAUAAAAUUUAACAAAUCAAAUACGGUGUUUGGUUUGUCAU
Molecule: messenger RNA, 1274 nt
Organism: Lycium barbarum (goji berry)
Lineage: Eukaryota; Viridiplantae; Streptophyta; Magnoliopsida; Solanales; Solanaceae
Product: GDSL esterase/lipase At1g58430-like
Exons: 3
Coding region: 33-1115 (360 amino acids)
Molecular function (GO): hydrolase activity, acting on ester bonds
Source: RefSeq, a predicted model, not a curated record